Messenger RNA from Haliotis rubra (blacklip abalone), 795 nucleotides. RefSeq names its product adhesive plaque matrix protein-like. The transcript has a single exon. The record is from RefSeq and is a predicted model, not a curated record. Bases 1 to 795 code for a protein of 264 amino acids. NCBI's taxonomy places the organism in Eukaryota, Metazoa, Mollusca, Gastropoda, Lepetellida, Haliotidae.
AUGUCCUACCCAGUCAGCGACAUCCAAACCAUGUCCUACCCAGUCGGCGACACCCAAGCCAUGUCCUACCAAGUGCCAGAUACCCAAGCCACGUCCUACCCAGUCAGCGACAUCCAAACCAUGUCCUACCCAGUCAGCGAUACCCAAGCCAUGUCCUACCCAGAUAUCCAUGCCAUGUCCGAUACCCCAGCCAUGUCCUACCCAGCGACACUCAAACCAUGUCCUACCCAGUCAGCGACAUCCAAACCAUGUCAGCGAUACCCAAGCCAUGUCAUACCCAGUGUCCGCAGUCAGCGACAUCAAACCAUAGUCAGCGAUACCCAAACCCCUACCCAGUCAACCAUGAUACCCAGUCAGCGAUACCCAAGCCAUGUCCUACCCAGUCACAUCCAAACCAUGUCCUACCCAAGCCAGCGACAUCCAAGCCAUGUCCUACCAAGUACCCAUGUCCACCAAGUCCUAUGUCCUACCCAGCCAGCGACAUCCAAACCCAGCGAUACCCAAGCCAUGUCCUACCCAGUCAGCGACACCCAAACCAUGUCCUACCCAGUCAGCGAUACAGCCAUGUCAAAGCCAUGUCCAUGUACCCAGUACCCCAGCGACAUCCAAACCAUGUCAUACCAAGCGCCCGAUACCCAAGCCAUGUCCUACCCAGUCAGCGACAUCCAAACCAUGUCCUGCCCAGCCAGCGACAUCCAAACCAUUUCCUACCCAGCCAGCGACAUCCAAACCAUUUCCUACCCAGCCAGCGACAGCCAGGCCAUGUCUACCCAGCUCACAAAUGGACGUCACUGA